Molecule: messenger RNA, 1783 nt
Organism: Mya arenaria
Lineage: Eukaryota; Metazoa; Mollusca; Bivalvia; Myida; Myidae
Product: forkhead box C1-A-like
Exons: 1
Coding region: 1-1560 (519 amino acids)
Biological process (GO): regulation of transcription by RNA polymerase II; cell differentiation; anatomical structure morphogenesis
Molecular function (GO): DNA-binding transcription factor activity, RNA polymerase II-specific; RNA polymerase II cis-regulatory region sequence-specific DNA binding
Source: RefSeq, a predicted model, not a curated record
AUGAUUGGAAAAAGUGAAAAGGACGGCUAUGUGGGGAAUUUCUUGGACAUGAAUCCCGGCGGCCUGUCCCGCUACCCCGGGAUGUCCGUUUCCGGUAUAGGCAACAGCUCCUCUUUGACCAUGAUGCCGUCACUGUUUGGCGAUCAGAACUACUACCGCCACGCGGCGGCCGGAUAUGGCGGCAUGGCGGCUGUCGGGGGGAUGGGGAUGUAUGCGGGAACCAGCGCGGCGGACCAGUACUCCAUGACGCGGCACACACCAUACUCGCCGUACGGACCCCCGCACCACAGCACCAAGGACAUGGUGAAGCCGCCAUACAGCUAUAUUGCCCUCAUUGCCAUGGCCGUCCAGAGUCAGCCAGACAAAAAAGUAACGUUGAACGGAAUUUACCAAUUUAUCAUGGACAGAUUUCCAUUUUAUCGCGAAAAUAAACAAGGCUGGCAGAACAGUAUACGUCAUAAUUUGUCACUGAACGAAUGUUUUAUAAAAGUUCCUCGGGAUGAUAAGAAACCAGGAAAGGGUUCAUAUUGGUCCCUACAUCCGGACAGCUACAACAUGUUUGAUAACGGGAGUUACCUUCGCCGCCGCCGACGGUUCAAGCGCCCAGACAAGGAUAAGGACGAUGCGGCUGUGGACGGCGGAGAGGCGCGUGUAAAGGAGGACUGCUCCGAGGAUGAAGCCGAUGACGGCACCACUGAGACAUCCGGUCACCAGAAAUCUUGUGAUCCGUUCAAGAAAACGGAGAUUUCGGAGAGUCUGAAGGAAGAGAACCCACCCAAACCGGACUUUGAAAAUGUGAAAUCCUCACUUAAAAGUUGCGAACUAGAAAAUAUAGUAUCUGUAAAGCUUGAUAGAAACAUUAUAAGAGUAGAUUCUAGUCCGACGACACUGCCGCUGGCCGGUGAGCAGAUCCACACAGACACGCCGGUGUCGUCGUUUUCUGUGGAAAACUUGAUGACAAACCACGUCACUGACUUGACGUCGGCCAAUUCUUUCCUGAACGGACGUAAUGCCGCGCACCUGCUGACACCACCCGUGUUACAGUGUUAUUCCCGUCCGUCGGAUAUGUAUCGGAAUACAAGUGUCACCUCCCCGCCUACCGGAAAUUACGGUUACUCCGGGAACUUUGGUUCACAAGCGUUGUUUCAGUCUUCAAUAAUUUCUCCAUGCCGUUCAACGCUAACAUCUAGUUUGACCCCGACGGAAGAGGGAACCAACGAAAGCGGAAACUCUCCUCAUCCUACACCUGGACCGGCGCACUCUGGCUCACUAGCCGGAAGUAGCACACACCAGUCAUCUCUACCUCAGGGAAACGCGUUCCUCCCCAGCAUGUUUAGCGCCUCGCAGGGCGGACAGAAUUAUUCCCGGAACGCCUGGUACGUUCCGCCGACGGAUUUUCCGACGGCGACCCACUUCAGCAUGUUUGACUCUCAGAGACAUUUAGAUCCCCAGUCGCACACUCCGUCGUCGGCGGCGGCGGCGUCGAGCUGCCAACUGGCCGCUUUCCGUUCUUCAUUCAAAGGCUCUGGACAGUAUCCAUGUGACUAUGGUAAAUUUUAGAGUAGAAACUGUUUGUCGUGUUUACGGUUUCCGUUUCUUGUCACGUGGUUCAUUUUAAAAAGUGGACACCGACGGUAGUAAAAGCAUGCCAGUGAUAAUUUGCAGAAACAAAGACAUUUUGUAAAGUCAUUACAAAAUUAAUAUUAUCUUGAACAAUUUUACAAUUUGCAAUAAAUGUAUAGACAGUGUGUUUGAAUAAUUGUUAUAAUAUUAUACAUGUGAA